This is a messenger RNA of Odontomachus brunneus, 911 nucleotides long. RefSeq names its product pheromone-binding protein Gp-9-like. The transcript is spliced from 6 exons. Bases 95 to 580 code for a protein of 161 amino acids. Gene Ontology annotation, molecular function: odorant binding. The record is from RefSeq and is a predicted model, not a curated record. Lineage: Eukaryota; Metazoa; Arthropoda; Insecta; Hymenoptera; Formicidae.
UAUUAACAGCAGUUUAUGCCUGAAUAGUUGCGGAUUAUUAAUCGCAAAUCAAAUUCUGUUAUCGCGAAGAAGAAAGUGAUUCCCGAAUCAAAACAUGAAACGGAUGCUCUUACUUUUCUUCACACUCAUUGUUGCCGUAAGUGACUGGACAAUGAGCUUCGAAGAUAUUGCGGAAAGGAUAGCGAGUACUCUAGAAAUGACGAGAGAAGAAGUGCAGACAUGCUUCCACAAAGCAAAAGCAACACUUGAAGGUCUAAUGCGACUUGACGAAGUUUACGAAGACAAAUUACAGAUUAUGGAUUUCAACGACUCAACUUUAAGGGUAGGCUGUUUUUUCGCUUGUUUAGGCCAAAAAAAAGGAGUGAUGACGGGUGCGCGUGUAAAUGUGGACUACAUAAAGGAGAUACUCUCCCACAAAAAAGUUGAAGAUAAUAUACUCGCCAGAAUAUUACAAGCACUUGAUGGUUGUACCAAUAAAGUUAGAAGCAUAACCAACGAGUGUGAAGUGAGCCUCAAAUGCAUUAUGUGUUUUACGCAUGAAAUGGAACGUAUAUACAGUAGUAUUUAUAUCGAUGAGUAAAUAAGAAAUGAUUCAUAUAAAGCUGUUCCUUAUUUGAAAUUGGAGAGAAGGGUUCAAGAAAAUAUGUUCUUGCUUGAAAGAAAUAAGGAAGUUUUUUAUAGAAUUUCAACAUCCAUACUGUGCUUGCAUAACUUUCCAUUUUAAUAAGAAAAAGACGCUUGUCAGUUUCCUACUAUCACAAAUUUGACUUUGAAUAAAAUAUAUGGUGGAAGUAAUUUUCCACUGUUAUAUAAAUUAUGUAAUCUAAUUUAAGCAACUGUGUCCGCAAUAAUGAACAUUCGCAAACCGUUGUAUAAGAGAAAGAUAAUAAAAAAACAAAUUAUAUUGAUUA